AUGGAGAAUAUCGAUAGAUUGGGAUCUACUUCAACAAAUUCUGCGGUUGAAGACGGAUUAGGAUCUACAUCAACAGGAUCUACAUCGAUCAAUGAUGGAUCGAUUAUGAAUGAUCUUAGAAAUCCAGGAGGCUAUCUUUUUUAUACGGAUUCAAAUUCGGAUUCAGAGCCAGAAUCAAAUAAUACCGCAGUUGAAGUGUCAUACUUACCUGAUUGUCCAUCCCAGCUAAAGCCUUACAUUGGACAGAUUUUUCUUAGACUUGAUGAUGCUACUGAGUUCUAUAAUAAGUAUGCACGACAUGUUGGGUUUGACACUCGUAAACAUGGAUCAAAAAAGAAGGGAGAUCAUGUCACAUGGUUGUAUGUUGUGUGCAGUAGAGAAGGUCAGAGGAAAAUGAAAAUGCAAGGGCAUGAGUCAAAACGUAGACGUUCUUCUAGGAAGUGUUUUUGCAAGGCUAAAAUUGCUUUUAAGUUUUGUAAAGGAAUUGGUUAUGUUGUCAAUCAAUUUGAUGAAAUACAUAAUCAUGAUAUGGUGGAGUUACGCCAUAAGCGAUUCAUGAGGCUGAAUUGCAACAUUGACCUAUUGCAUCAGAAAAUUAUACUAGAUUGUGCAAGUGCAAACAUAGGCCCUACACUGACUUUUAAGUUACUGAAUGAGGUUCUUGGCGGGCUGGAUUAUGUUGGUUGCACGGUUGUAGAAGUUAGAAACUAUAGGCGCGACUUGAGAGCAUAUACUAGUGGGGCAGAUGCACAAAUGUGUGACCCCAUUGCUAAGAAGAAUUUCCAUCUCUACGGUGAUAUAGUAUCGUUUGACACAACCUAUUCAACUAAUAGGUACUGCAUGAUAUUUGCACCGUUCACAGGAAAAGACAACCAUGGGAGACCUGUAGCAUUUGGUGCAGGCUUAUUAUCUAAAGAAAAUGCUGAUUCCUUCACAUGGUUGUUUGAACGUUUUGUCAAAUGUAUGGGUUCUGCACCAAAAUUGAUCAUUACUGAUCAGGAUUUGGGAAUGAAGGUUGCUGUGGAAAGAGUCCUUGUUGAUACAAGACAUCGAUGGUGCAUGUGGCACAUCAUGUUCAAGGUUGUGGAAAAGUUACCAAAGAAUCUACUUGGCAAUGAAGACUUGAAAAAGGAGUUAAACAAUAGUGUGUGGUCUGAGUUGAUAGAGCCUGAAGAAUUUGAUGAAGAAUGGAAUAAAGUAAUGGAAAAAUAUGGGCUUAAGGACAAUGAGUGGUUUUCCUCGAUGUUUGCCUCACGAAAAUUUUGGGUAUGUGCCUGCAUUCUUAGGGAUUUUCCAAUGAGUUCACCAAUAAAGACCACAUCAAUAUCUGAAUCUCAGAACAUAUUCUUCAAGAGGUACUCCAAGUCUCGUUCGAAUCUUGUUGAAUUUCUUAUGAAUUACAACAAUGCAUUGGAUGGCCAAAGGAGCAACAACAAUAGGCUAGAAUACUUGGAUUUUAACACAAUUCCAACUUUGAAAACAAAUUCAGCCCUCGAGAAGCAUGCUUCGACAAUAUAUAGUGAUAGUGGUUUCAAACUAAUUCAAAGUGAGAUUGAGGAAGCAGUUGAUAAUGUCACUAUGGUGAGAGUGUCAAACAUUGGUGAGAAUGAGAUUUAUGUAGUCAACGACAAGUUCUCGAAGAACUGGACUGUGUCCUACUCCACAUCUUUUGAUUCAUAUGCAUGUAGUUGUAAGAUGUUUGGGAGGAUUGGGCUUGUAUGCAGUCACAUUUUUUGGGUCUUGAGAAACAAAAAAAUGAAAUUAAUCCCUAAUGAGUUACAUGGAGGACGCUGGUUGAAGUCUAAAUUUGUCAAGGCUGUGCAUUGUGGGUUUGAUGAUGAUAUUGAAACAUUUAUUGUUGUGGAUGAGACGAAGCAGGAGUAUAGGGAUAAAAUUCGAGCAUUUAGACAAAUUAUGGCUGAAGGAAGAAAAGAAGUACUUGGUGAGGGAAAUGUGUUGUCAAUUAGUGAAAAGAGAUUAAUGAUUGAGAAUUUUUAUGGAUCACAUGUCCCUAGUCAAAUAGAUGUUCAUCCGCCAGAUGUCGUCAAAACCAAAGGUUGUGGUCGACGUCUUUCUCGGCUUGAGAAGGAAAUGAGAGAGAUGUCCAAGCCUGGUCGGAAAUGUGGAAAAUGCGGCGAGGUUGGUCGGCAUGAUUCAAGAAAUUGUGAUAAGAUACAGGACGAGAAUAACAAGAAAAAGAGGAGAAACCAAUGUUGA
Messenger RNA from Salvia splendens (bonfire salvia), 2217 nucleotides. RefSeq names its product protein FAR1-RELATED SEQUENCE 5-like. The coding region runs from base 1 to 2217 and encodes 738 amino acids. Gene Ontology annotation, molecular function: zinc ion binding. The record is from RefSeq and is a predicted model, not a curated record. NCBI's taxonomy places the organism in Eukaryota, Viridiplantae, Streptophyta, Magnoliopsida, Lamiales, Lamiaceae. The transcript is spliced from 5 exons.